CGCGGAAUGGCCUCGGACACGGUUGCUACUUCGUCUUACUCGUCGUCGACCUCCAUUGACUCCGUGCUUUCCUUCCUGGAACUUGCAAUAGUGAGGCAGAGGAAAUGGUGAGACAUUUCUCCGCCGAAGUUUCUUUUCCGUUGGUAAUUUUACCGGCUCAACAUCCCUCCGCCCAAUCUGUGCGUUUUCUACAAUUUUGGUUGAUCUCCUGCUGUCAGUUGUCCAGAAGCUGUGCUCAAGGAGGGGUUCUGCUUAACCGGUGUAAAAGGUGGGAUUUCGUUAGCGAAUUCAUCGUUUUUCUCCGGUUUUAAUCCCCCUUUUGGCCAAAGUUUGGAUCUUCCUUUGCAAGUUUGAGGGUUUUAAAAUCCUGUCCUUGGAGCAUUAUUCAUCGCGCCCGAGAUGGGUGGUCAGCUUAGCAAGAGGCCCAGCAUGAGUCCAGGCAGCCUUGAUACUCACGGCGGAGGCAACAGUAUCCGUGGCGAUGACCAGGUUAAUGGUGACGCCGUCGGUCGGGCUGAUGCAGUCCAGAAUGGCAUCGAGUACUCCGAUGAACUGAGCUACUACGAGGCGGCAUGCCACGCUGACCCAGAGCUUCAGUCCUUCGACUCCAAGAUCCAACAGCGCACUAGCCACGCCAUAUCCACCCUGGCUCUCGGAGUCGAGCUUCGCUCCAUCUCCUUCAACACUCUCAAGGAUUUGACGGGCCACCUCUUCGAGACGAACAACGAAGUGGUCCUUGCUAUUCUGAAAUGGAAGGACGACAUCUGCAAGAACGCUGAGCUCUCUGACCUUAUCGAGGACUACUUCGAGUGCAGCAUCAAGACCCUCGAUUACUGUAUUGAGCUAGAGAAGUGCCUCAAGAAAGCUCGCGAUAGAUAUCUGAUCAUCCAAUUCGCUCUCCAGCACUUUGAGGUGGAGGACAAGGAGAACAAUGGAGUUGAAGCUGAAGAAAAUGUUAAGAAUUACACAAUGACCAUAGAGAAGUUGAGAAAAUUUAAAGCCGCUGGCAAUCCAUUCACUGAUGAAUUCUCUCAUAUCUUCCAAUCUGUUUAUAACCAGCAGCGGUUAAUGCUCAAUAAGCUUCUAGCGAGAAAGAAGAGGCUUGAUAAGAAGCUAAAUUCGAUACAGACAUGGAGGAAAAUGUCAAAUAUACUUUUUGUAGCUGCUCUUACAACUGUAAUUAUAUGCUCUGUUAUUGCAGCUGCUAUCGCUGGGCCUCAUGUUGCAGCUGCACUGGCUGCUGCAUCUACAAUUCCGAUAGGUUCUAUGGGAAAGUGGAUUAACUCAUUGUUAAAGAACUAUCAGAAUGCUGUGGGAGCAGAGAAAGAGCUUCUUAUUUCGAUGCAAGUUAGGACAAGGAUUUCUUUAAAAGACCUGGAUACAAUAAGGGUGCUGGUUGAUAAGUUGGAGAUUCAUUUCAAUUCACUGCUGGAAAAUGCAGAAUUUGCCCUUAAGGAUGAAGAGGUAGUAAAGUUCGCAAUUGAAGAGAUCAAGCAGAACUUGGAAGUGUUCAUGCAGAGCAUCGAGGAUUUGGGAAAGGAAGUGGAUCAAUGCAGCAGGAAUACAAGGAAAGCAAGAACGUUGGUGUUAAAGAAAAUUUGGAACCUCCCAAACAACUAGAAUUAUCUGUUGAAUUCUAUAAGAUUGACAUUAUUGAAACGCAACUUGUCUUAGAGAGGACUACAAGAGAGAGUCUUGCUGAUUUUGGAGAAUGAUAAUAGACAUCUGAUGCAGGGCGAAAGUUCAAAAAGUGGCUUCCAGUUGAAGCUUGACAUAGUACUAUAGUAGUUGUUGGAAGAUGAUGAAUCAUGUUACUUAUAUCUCGUCUGGUCUUUCUUUCCUGUUAGAACUGGCUUAAAUCGAUAUUGAAUUAAGGAAUCACUUGGUGGUGAA
This is a messenger RNA of Zingiber officinale, 1893 nucleotides long. RefSeq names its product UPF0496 protein 1-like. NCBI's taxonomy places the organism in Eukaryota, Viridiplantae, Streptophyta, Magnoliopsida, Zingiberales, Zingiberaceae. The transcript has 3 exons. The coding region runs from base 400 to 1620 and encodes 406 amino acids. The record is from RefSeq and is a predicted model, not a curated record.